Messenger RNA from Saitoella complicata NRRL Y-17804, 3859 nucleotides. RefSeq names its product antiviral helicase. The transcript is spliced from 4 exons. Gene Ontology annotation, cellular component: Ski complex. Gene Ontology annotation, biological process: nuclear-transcribed mRNA catabolic process, 3'-5' exonucleolytic nonsense-mediated decay. NCBI's taxonomy places the organism in Eukaryota, Fungi, Ascomycota, Saitoellomycetes, Saitoellales, Saitoellaceae. Gene Ontology annotation, molecular function: ATP binding; RNA helicase activity; RNA binding. Bases 41 to 3658 code for a protein of 1205 amino acids. The record is from RefSeq and is a predicted model, not a curated record.
CUCAAAAAUCAAUUGAAGAGCCUUCUCGAAUAAACCUGCCAUGUCGCUGUACGAUAUUGCCAAGGAAGCUCGAAACCUACGACCACAGACAACCGAUGAGUUGGUUGCGGAACUGGAGCGGGCUUUCCUGACGCCUGAAUGCGAGUUCUCCGAAGAAUGGCUGAACAAGCUGCAAGAGCGUAACGCUCGAAAGCUAGAUUAUGACUCGCUAUAUGCCCUUCCCACAACGGUUUCGCGGACGUCUAUACGUUUCACCCGUGAAGGGUUAGAAGGUCGAAUCACAGGUUACGAGGAAGUCACUAUACCAUCAACAGACAUCAAUGCAAAGAACUCGACGUCUAUUCUACGGAAGCCUGCUGCUCGUACGGACUUCGUCCGCGGAAGGUCUGGCUUCGUGCCAUUUCUGCCAGGUGGUUUGGAGGAUGGCGCUAUAGAUGGCGAGGAAAAGCAUGACGAGGUGUCACCAAAUGGGCUGCUUCAAGUCGCACCAGGGCUGAGCCGCGGUCUUCGAGCGACGGAGCAUGAUGAUACAAACGAAGUUGACGAAAUGAGCGAGACUAACCCAGAUGUGUGGAAACUGGGUGAAGUGAAGCCAAUACGAAGGGAGAUUGCUUCAGUCGAAAAGGCCAAAAAGCAGAACCCCAGCAUCUCUGAGGAGGCCGACGGGCUCGAUGAUCUCUUGCCGACCGACUUUCCCCUACUGGCAUCAACAGUGGACUCAGCACAUUCCUCCACUGGUCGGCCAAAAGGCCGUGAGUGGGCACAUGUCGUGGACGUUAACCAGGAACUUACUAAUUUUCAUGAUCUGGUCCCGGAUAUGGCAAAGAAGUAUCCCUUCGAGUUGGAUACUUUUCAGAAGGAGGCUGUCUACCACUUGGAGCAGGGCGAUUCGGUAUUCGUGGCCGCGCAUACAAGUGCUGGUAAGACAGUGGUUGCAGAAUAUGCAAUUGCUCUCGCUGCCAAGCACAUGACAAGAGCCAUUUACACAUCUCCGAUCAAGGCUUUGAGUAAUCAGAAGUUUCGAGACUUCAAGAACACCUUUGAAGAUGUUGGUAUCCUUACUGGUGAUGUUCAGAUCAACCCAGAAGCCAGUUGCUUGAUUAUGACGACGGAAAUUCUUCGCAGUAUGUUGUACAGAGGUGCCGAUAUCAUUCGAGAUGUCGAAUACGUCAUCUUCGACGAAGUGCAUUAUGUAAAUGACCUCGAGCGUGGAGUGGUUUGGGAAGAGGUUAUAAUCAUGUUGCCAGAGCAUGUCAGUCUGAUCCUUCUGUCUGCGACAGUACCCAAUACAAAGGAGUUCGCAAGUUGGGUAGGCCGAACGAAGAAGAAGGACAUCUAUGUCAUUUCAACACCCAAACGACCCGUCCCUCUGGAACACUUUUUGUGGGCCAACAAGGGCUUGCACAAGAUCGUGGACGCAAACAAGAAUUUUUUGAUGCAGGGAUGGAAGGAUGCGAACGCUGCCUUAACUAAGACGAAGGAGCCCAAGCCUACUGCGCCUGGCCAGACACCGGCCCAGCGAGGAGGCAGGGGAGCUGCUCGAGGUGGAGGUCAAAUUCAGAGGGGCGCCAGCAAUUUCUCACGUGGGAGAGGAGGCAUGAGAACCAUGGAGCGACAAGACACGAACAUCUUCAUGCACCUUGUCAACUACCUCAAAAAGGAGAAGCUUUUGCCUGUUGUCGUUUUCGUCUUCUCCAAGCGUCGCUGUGAGGAUAACGCUAACUCCAUUCGCAAUGUGGAUCUCUGCACUGCAAGCGAGAAGAGUGAAAUCCAUGUAACGAUCGAAAAGUCCAUCGCCCGACUGAAAGCUGAGGAUCGGGUGUUGCCUCAAAUUAGGCGUAUGCGAGACUUGUUAUCGAGGGGUAUUGCAGUCCAUCAUGGGGGUUUGCUACCGAUCGUUAAGGAAAUUGUCGAGCUUCUGUUUGCCCGGGGAUUAGUGAAGGUUCUUUUUGCUACGGAGACCUUCGCUAUGGGAGUGAACAUGCCCGCCAAGUGCGUCGUAUUCUCCGGCAUCCGCAAACACGAUGGACGUAGCUUCCGCGACCUUUUGCCCGGUGAGUAUACGCAGAUGGCUGGUCGUGCUGGUCGCCGUGGGCUCGACACCACCGGUACAGUCAUCAUUAUCGCACAGUCCGAUGACGUUCCAGACACGGCAACAUUGUCGAAGAUGAUCAACGGUGCAGCGACCAAGUUAACCAGUCAGUUCCGUCUGACCUACAACAUGAUUCUUAAUCUGCUGCGAGUCGAAGCACUUAGGAUCGAGGAGAUGAUUAAACGCAGUUUCAGUGAGAAUGCAUCACAAGUGUUGUUGCCAGAACACCAAAAGAAGGUAUUGGCGACCGAGGAGGACUUGAAGAAACUUGUGCGCGUCGAGUGCGACAUCUGUCGGGACGGAUUAAGGAAAUGUCAUGAAGCUGCAAUGGAUUAUCGUCAGCUCACACGUAUCAUGUUGGAUAAGGCGAUGGUGAAUGCUGCUGGUCGUCGUAUAUUGUCAACCGGGCGCUUGGUUGUUAUCCAAGAUAAGACUACGCGUAUGCCAGCUAUCUUGAUCUCUGAAGUGGCUGCUACAUCGGAUGUCACGAAGACCUACUAUAUCCUUCGACCAAGGGUGGAAGAUACACAGAAACAGCCGGCUGAUCUUCUUCCGUUCCUGCCCGUGUUCAAGGAUUUUAUGAAGGAGAACUUUGUGGUGAUAGGUCCCUUGAAAUUGGCCGCUGUGCCUGCGACUGCUAUUGAAUUCGUUACCGGAACGACAAUCAAAGUCGAUUCUAACCUAGCACGCAGACAAGACAAGACCACGUUGCAAUGUGCAGCGGAUGAGCUCUCGAAUGUUGCGCUAGAUGUUUUCAGUCCAGCGUAUGAAGAAGCAGAUUGGAGCAAGGUCAAAGAUCUUCCAUUCGUCGACAUUCAGAAUUCUAGGCAUGUGUCUGCAAUAGCAGCACAACAGCAAGCAUGUCUGGACUGUCCGGAGUUCUUGAAGCACUACGCUAUGGAACACCAAGAAUAUCUCUUGCGCAGCAACAUCACGCAAUUGAAGCAGCUGAUCUCCGACCAAAACCUUGAGCUUCUGCCGGAUUACGAACAGAGAAUAGCGGUUUUGAAGGAACUGCAUUUCAUCGAUGAGGAUUUGACGGUGCAACUAAAGGGCCGAGUUGCGUGCGAAGUCAACUCUACGAAUGCACUCAUUCUGACGGAGCUCGUGCUGGAGAACACGCUCGCAGAAUUUGAGCCAGAAGAAAUUGUGGCAUUACUGUCAUCAUUCGUGUUCCAAGAGCGCAGUGAUGCUGAGCCUAAGGUCACUCCUCAUCUCGAGAAGGGUAAAGAAAUUAUUAUGUCCCUUGCGGCGAGGGUGAAUGCAGUGCAGGAAAAGCAUCAGGUGUUGCUUGCAGGUGAAGACAGUGAGUUUACUGACAAGAAGUUUGGUUUAAUGGAGGUUGUUUACGAGUGGGCUCGUGGAAUGUCAUUCAACACCAUCACUGAGUUGACAGACGUUCUUGAGGGUACCAUUGUUCGAGCGAUCACUCGCCUAGAUGAAACCUGUCGGGAAGUAAAGAACGCCGCGCGCUUGAUCGGUGAUGCCGCACUGUUCACUCGCAUGGAAGAAUGUCAGGAGCUUAUCAAGCGAGACAUUAUCUUUGCCCCGUCACUCUAUAUGUAGACGGUCUGAUAAGAAGAACUGUUUUGCGUGAUAAAGCUAGGCAGAACAACAGAGAAGCAAAUGCACACAACGCCAUAAACCAAGAUAAAGAUGGGAAAACUGUCCGUCAGGAGACCAGCUGCCGUUCCGCUGUUCCGCUUACACCGUAGUCCAGUUCCACCUCAGAUCACCCUUGAUCUGGGUUUCCUUCUCCACAGGCCG